AGUGCUGUGUUCCUAUUGGUUGGAAUACAGCUCGUUUAAAAUAGUCCUUGUGACGAAUGUAGUAGAUUCCAUUGCUAGCUGUCUAUCUCUCACUGUCAAGUACGGCAUGGAACGGACACUUUUGUUGUUGUUCCUGUUGACAGCCUAUACUGUCUCGGUUUGUGAAGCAUGUGGUAUACGACCAAUAGUUGAGGGAAAGAGAAUCGUCGGUGGUCGCCCGAGUGUGCCUGGCUCAUGGCCAUGGCAAGCGGCGUUACUUCUUAACGGUACACAGUACUGCGCAGGCUCACUCAUAUCACCAGAAUGGAUAGCAACCGCUGCUCACUGUUUCCAUGAUAGUUACACAUCUACCAAUCCUAAAUUCUGGAAAGUYGUUCUUGGUGAACACAAGUUGGCAGAAAAAGAGGUGUAUGAACAAACCAUUGAUGUGAAGGACAUCAUCCUUCAUCCUCUGUAUAAAUCCAUGUUUCUGGAAGGGAUCUACGACACUCCUCCAGACUUUGAUAUUGCUCUUCUUCAGUUAAAGCGCCCAGCUGUUUAUGACAGAUAUGUAUCCCCAAUCUGUCUUUUGCCCCCUGGUAAAAAGUUCCCUUGGAAGAAAACAUGCACCGUCGUUGGAUGGGGACAUACUCAGUGGAAUGGCACAAAACCAGAGGGUCUAAAUGAGGCGGAGUUGAAAUUGGUCCCUACAUGGGUUUGUAAUUAUGUACAUUCCUACAAUGGAACCGUUCAUGGAAGRGCCUUGUGCGCUGGUUUCAAGGAAGGAAUGGUCGAUUCCUGUCAGUUUGACAGUGGUGGUCCUUUGUCAUGCGAGGAAAAUGGACGUUGGUACCUAACUGGAAUAGUAUCCUGGGGACAUGAAUGUGCACGUCCCCAUAAAUACGGGGUGUAUGCCAACAUGCAGGUCAUGACWCCCUGGCUGGAAAUACAGAUGAAGCAACGCAGUGUUCUGUCGCAUAAAUGAAUACAAACCAACAAAUCAAUGUAACUAAUCCUGCUAAUAAAUAUGCAUGUAUACGAUMCAGUAGAAUCUCCAAAUAAAAGAAUUACAAACAAA
This is a messenger RNA of Exaiptasia diaphana, 1057 nucleotides long. RefSeq names its product transmembrane protease serine 9. Lineage: Eukaryota; Metazoa; Cnidaria; Anthozoa; Actiniaria; Aiptasiidae. The record is from RefSeq and is a predicted model, not a curated record. The coding region runs from base 107 to 964 and encodes 285 amino acids. The transcript has 4 exons. Gene Ontology annotation, biological process: proteolysis. Gene Ontology annotation, molecular function: serine-type endopeptidase activity.